GCUGAACUUCCUGCAGAAAUUAAGGACUGGGAUAAAGAUGAUGUAAGACAAUAGAUUCUUGGAUUAAAAGGUGUGGAAAAUAAAAAUGCAGAGAUUCUCUAUGAGCAGGAUAUUAAUGGACCAAGUCUUCUAUUGAUGGACAGAUCUACUCUUACCCAGAUAGGCAUUAUGCUGGAAACAGCAAUUCUGAUUAUUGAUGAGAGAGAUAAAUUGAAGGCUCACCAGUCAAACCGCUCAGGAAGCCAGUUUGGUAAUUCAUGUAAACCCUAUCCUUUUAAUCAGUUCCAUGCUGCCUACAGAUACAUGGAAAACAAUGUACUUGAUGUAAUAGAAACAGGCAAUCUAAACUUCAUAGAACCAUGUCAUGAGUACAAAGCAUUUAUUAAUUUCCAAAACGUGACACCAGAGGAAAAGCUAAAAAAGUUCACAGAUGAGGUUAUUCGAUUUGCUGCCGCUUGCAUGAACAGUCGUACUAAUGGUACAAUUCAUUUUGGAGUUGGUGAUUUACCAGAAUAUAGUCAUAGACAAAUUUUAGGUUCUAGUGUUGAAGACAGAAAAAGCAUUUGGUAAUAAACUAGCAUACAUGAUUAAGGGUCAGUUUGAACAUAAACACACUCAAACGGCAAAAAAAAUGCAUUAAACCACCAAGGUUUGUUGAGGUUUUUGGGACAAACAUGAUAUUUUCAGGAAAAUAUGUAAUCGAAGUAGAUGUUGAACCAUCCUUCUUAGUUUGUAAAGACAGCUUCUUUCACAUCUACAAUGUAUACUCAAGAAAAUCAAAACAAUCUAAAACUAAAAUCGAUAAACAAUAUGGGAAAGACAAAUCUAGAAGAAGCAUUUAUGAGCUCAGUUUUGCUGAGAUUAAUGGUACUGUCCUUGGUCUGUGGUCAGAAAAUCGCAAAUCAAGCAGAUUUUUGCCUGCUGAUGGUGGUAAGGUUUUAUUACCAAAGAAAGUGGAGGGCGACAUGGAUGCAUUAGACAUUUUAUGUGUAAACCAAUGUGAAGGAGGCAAUGAAGACAAACUUGAACUUGAAGAAGCUUUUUACAAGGGAGGAAAGGUAUGCUGGUGGAACUUAUACUUUUCAGAGCUGCCAGGAUCAAUGCCGUUUAUCAAACGAGAUAAGUUUGACUACAUCAUUAAUACCAUCAUUCCUGAUGUGGGCUCCCUCAGACAAGCUUGUGUUCGCUUCAAUGUAUUGCAUCUUCCUGGUUGUGGAGGAACAACUUUGGCCAUGCAUGUUUUGUGGACAUUAAAAGAGAAAUUCCGUUGUGCAAUACUAAAAAACAAAGAAGUUGGUGAUGAAGAUAUAGCACAACAGGUAGUUAACUUGUUGACAUUUGAGACAAUGGAGCAGCAAGCACGACUUUCAGUGCUGCUCCUGAUAGAUGACUUUGAAGACUUUCAAGCUGUGAAUGAUCUCCAGCUGCACAUUCAAAAGGAAUGUCAGAAGAGAAAAGUUUUUGACAAGUCUCCACAGGUCAUCAUUCUCAACUGUAUGAGGGCUGACUCACAGCAGCAGACUGAAUCAACAGAUGACACAGUAUUCAUUGGUAACAAGCUCUCUGAGAAGGAACAAAUGUUAUUUGAAAAAAAGCUAGAGGAAAUUGAAAGGAUUUACACAAAUACUGAAACAUUCUAUGGUUUCAUGAUCCUGAAGAAAGACUUUUCUCCAGAGUACAUACAGGGUGUUGUAAAAAAUACACUGAGGGCUUUGACUUUACAAAGAGAUGCUCAACUCAUUGCAAUACUUGUACUCAUGAAUUGUUACUGCUAUUAG
This is a messenger RNA of Silurus meridionalis, 1778 nucleotides long. Its product is annotated as sterile alpha motif domain-containing protein 9-like. Gene Ontology annotation, cellular component: cytoplasm. The transcript is spliced from 3 exons. The record is from RefSeq and is a predicted model, not a curated record. Bases 675 to 1778 code for a protein of 367 amino acids. NCBI's taxonomy places the organism in Eukaryota, Metazoa, Chordata, Actinopteri, Siluriformes, Siluridae.